AGAGUAAAUAUGUUCUAAACUAUGUUUAAACUUUAUAGAGUAAAUAUAUUCUAAACAAUGUUUUAACUUUAGAGUGGAGUAAAUAUAUUCUGUUUAACUCUGGAGUAAAAUAUAUUCCGAGUUCGGGAUUUUGUUUUUAAUUUGCAAUAAAUAUAUUCUGGAUUCUGGACUGUGUUUUAAGGAAACUUGAAGCAGGUAUAGACAAGAUGCAGCGUUUAUCGUUAAAUAUAAUAUAAUAUACGUUAAAAGAUGAUUCUAUUCUGGUUAACAGCGGCUACCUUUCUUGGUAGAAUAGAUUCACAGCUGACUGAUAUAGUGUUAACCCCUGGAACAGUAAAUCUAAUAGAACGUCAAGCUAGUAACUACAACAUAGCAUCUGUAGCGGUGAACCCGCCUGGCACGGUGGUCAACUGUUACAUCAAGGGAGUUGGAACGGAUGUGACGCCAUCUUCUCCUAUCUUCACUGAUCAUCCGUUUACCAAGGCUUUUACAACUUCCGGUUUAGACGUCAGUUGGUAUUUCUUCUUCGAUGCCUCAAGUUCAAACAAGUUAAACUUUGACGUAUAUCAGAGAUAUGACGUCACUAUAGAGUGUGCUGAUGUCAAUAAUAAUUUACGUAGUGCAAUAGUAGUAGUGAAUGUUAUAGACAAUGAUGCCCCAGUUAUUACGGAUGCUCCUAUGAUCAAUAUACCAGUGACAGCAGACGGAGUAAUGAAGGGUGAUUUGUUAUAUACAGUAACAGCCAGUGAUCCCGAUGUUGAUCCUAUAACAUAUUCAUAUGGUGUAACCCCACCUCUAGAUAUAUUCACUAUAAACCCAGCUACGAACGAGAUACGGGCAAAGGUUGAUUUUGUAGCAGUAGGGGAAUCCCCUGUCAACUUGAGUCUGGUUGUUAGUGAUGGUGAUAAAUCAACACAGUUAGAUAUUAUUUUAGAAAUUUCCGAUUUGAAUGUUCGUCCAGAGAUCACCAACCUACCAGCGGAAAGUCGAAUACCCGAGAACACAGCACCAGGAACAGAAUUACUGACUCUACUGUACCUGGAUCCGGAUCAAACAGCCCCGUUUAUACCAACCUGUAAUGUUACACCUAAUACACAGUUACCGGUGUUUGAUAUCAUAGGAAGUAGAAUACUGGUAUCAACCGGAAGUGACGGUAAAAAUCGUUUGGAUUAUGAAGGUAUAAAGAAGUAUGAGAUAGAUUGUUUUAUUACAGAUCAAUAUCUCGAGUCGUUAGGUCCGGACAUCUUAACUGUUAAUAUCGAUGACGUUAAUGAAAAACCAGAGUUUGCUCAACAAAUGUACACCUGUAUUCUACAGGAGUCACCGGCAUUGGAUUCAACAUGUGACUUGAAUCUAAACGUAAAAGAUCCGGAAGGCGGCGCUGUAACCAUAUCCAUUAAAUCGAGCCCUGACAGUCAGCGUUUCCGGUUUACGUCCCCGACAGCCGAUAGACUGACGUUUUCUGUUAACUAUGAUAUUGAUGGUAACGCUAUGCCGAGUAGUCUGACGAUUGAUAUCGAGGCAAGAGAUAGCGCAGGACAAGUUGGUACGGCUCAGAUACAAGUCACAGUUACAGACAGGAACGAUAACUCUCCCGUCAUCACAGCGACACAAAUAAUAGACCUUACACCAGCAUCACCUAUAGGCGCUGUUGGUACUGUACAAGCUACUGAUGCUGAUAGUGGUCUGAAUGGUGAAAUAGAGUAUAUUUUAACGGCUAUGAACCCAGCCACAACCUCAGAUUAUAUUGUACUGCUUGAAUCGGGAGAGAUACAGUAUAUUAAGAAAUUCCCAGACUCAUUGUUAGACAGUGCUGCCCUCUUGACAAUACAGGCCAGAGAUAAAGGGACACCACCCAGAUCUACUUCCGAUAUCGUCACAGUUCGUUUCCUAGGCGACACGACUCAACCUACUAAUCAGAAUGAUCAGCAGGCAGGAACUGUAGCUUCAGAGACAAGAUUUUUCGACGAACCAGCCAACAUUGCCAUAGUUACCGUGAUAGGCAUUGUUCUGUUCCUGGCAGUAUUGGUGGCCUUCUAUUUUUGUAUAAAGAAAAUGUUGCUUGGUUACUGCUGUGGUCCCAGAAAACCGUCCAAUGUUUAUCCCACGUCUCAAGAUUAUGGCCAUUAUGACGUCAAGAAAAAGGGAUAUUCUAAAGGUAGAGGUGAUUAUCCAGACUAUCAUAGAAGUGACAGUUUGUACAGUCGCGAUAUACGUUCUCCUUCGGUAAUAGAUUACUAUGAUAACAGAUCAAUGCAAGGCAAUGUUUAACUGGACAAAACAAAAAUAAUAUGGAACAUUUGGAAUAAUUUAAAUUCUCUUCACUCACAGUCGCUUUCAAUUUUCUGAUUAAGUUCAGAAACAGCUAGAUCUAUUUGUUAAGGCCGACUCAAUUUUUGUCAAGGUUGCUGAGAUGUAAAUAGGGUUAGGGCACUUGAUUGUUGGCGAGAGAUUGUAGGCGAGGGUCCGGGUAAGCGUUACGGCUAGGUCCACGGUUAGGGUUAGGGUUGGGAUAAGCGCUAGCCCUGUUUACAUCUCGUGACCUUUGACCAAACUUGAAGCUGGCCUUAUCAAAUAGAUCUCACCGUUCAGAAACUGUUGCCAUGAUUGGCCACAUUAACUCACCAUAUUCCCAAUUCUCACUGGAAUUUUCUGGCCAUCUUUAUUUUCGACCCAUUGGGCAUGAGGCAUAUUUUAAGGGAGGUGGGCCUAACAUUAUUUUGAACAGAGUAGGUAUGGUUUUAGAAGCCUUUUAAAUGUUUGUCCAAGCUCACCGUAUUGUUUUUAAAAUCUAUUUUAACUCAGGAAUAUUUAUAGUUAGUAUCAAUAAAGCAUUUUGUCUUCA
Molecule: messenger RNA, 2845 nt
Organism: Patella vulgata (common limpet)
Lineage: Eukaryota; Metazoa; Mollusca; Gastropoda; Patellidae
Product: protocadherin gamma-A4
Exons: 14
Coding region: 250-2271 (673 amino acids)
Biological process (GO): homophilic cell-cell adhesion
Cellular component (GO): plasma membrane
Molecular function (GO): calcium ion binding
Source: RefSeq, a predicted model, not a curated record